Molecule: messenger RNA, 678 nt
Organism: Capronia coronata CBS 617.96
Lineage: Eukaryota; Fungi; Ascomycota; Eurotiomycetes; Chaetothyriales; Herpotrichiellaceae
Exons: 1
Coding region: 1-678 (225 amino acids)
Source: RefSeq, a predicted model, not a curated record
AUGGCACCAAUCCCACCAUCUCGCAGCAUGCCAGACAUCAAAGGCCUGAACAAACUCUCCCCAAUCAGAGCCCUGAAGCGAUCUUUGUCUCGAUCCCCUACAAAAGCGAGCCCACAACCAAGCCAUAGUCAUGUGCGUGUGAAGUCAAAACUGAAUCUGAGACAAGACAACAAAGAACCCGCCGCCAACAACGACGCCUCAGCCUACGAUCUGCACAGCGUCGUCCAGCAUGUUGAAAAGCUGGAUUUGCACGAUCCGCUCCCGGUCGCCACCAGCCCAGAAACCGACAGUGCCUUGACUGGCUCUGAAGUCGACCGUGAUGCCAAUGACGACGAUGACAAUGAAGAGCAUGACGUCGCCCCUGCCUCCAGCGAGCUGUCCAGCGAUGGCAUGGACCACCGCUCCAUGACCAACGAUCUUGAGUCCAGCACGACGUCUCCCCCAGAAUCAAAGAUCGAGAAAGCAUACUUCUCCGAUCCAGACUCCCGGCUCAACCUGUGCACCAACCCGGGCGAUCGGGCCAUCCACCUCUUUGGGCGUGCGCAGUGUUCCCUGUCCAACUAUGCCGCGGAGAUUGAUCGGCGCAUCGUGGGCAAGUCUGCCACGAGGGACUUUGCAUAUGAGCCGUCGGAUCCGAUGCAUGAGCGGGCAUAUGGGCAUGCGGAUGGGCAGAGCUGA